Molecule: messenger RNA, 1561 nt
Organism: Sardina pilchardus (European sardine)
Lineage: Eukaryota; Metazoa; Chordata; Actinopteri; Clupeiformes; Clupeidae
Gene: ube3d
Product: ubiquitin protein ligase E3D
Exons: 10
Coding region: 103-1326 (407 amino acids)
Biological process (GO): protein monoubiquitination; protein autoubiquitination; proteasome-mediated ubiquitin-dependent protein catabolic process
Cellular component (GO): nucleus; ubiquitin ligase complex; cytosol
Molecular function (GO): cyclin binding; ubiquitin protein ligase activity; ubiquitin conjugating enzyme binding
Source: RefSeq, a predicted model, not a curated record
UUUAAGUGUUGCUUGGAAUCGCAUGAUGCGCGCUAGAUAGCAGUAAUACCAGCAUACUGGUGUGUAUACUUAUGCCGUUUGCUGUCUGCACACUUCAACUUAAUGGACAGCAUGGAAGAAAGUGGGAAACAACAUGAAAUAUUUGUUGAAUUGAGACAGCGUUUGGAAAGCGGGCUCUUGAUUUUAAGGAAGGAUGUCGCUCAGAGCUCCGCCGAGGUGAAGGUAGACAGCAGCAACUCCUCCCUCCUCAUCCAAACCCCCCGAGGCCUGCGGUGUGCCGAGCUACCAGCAGGGGUCAGUGUGGUGCAGGGGUCCUGCCAGCCCACCCCCACAGGCGAUGGAGGAGAGGGACUCCACUUCAGACUGCGCCUCAGCGUAGAACAGCUGGCAGAGGCUCAGGGGAGUGUUAUUGAGCGGCUACAGGUCCAGCAGCCAUAUGACUUCUACUGCCAGGCCUGCAGGAGUCCCAUCCUGGAACAGAGGGUGUUCCGACGGGUUCUCCCUCUGCCCAGCGGGAACUGGAACGCGCUCGUGGGCGAGUGGUGCUGCCACCCAGAUCCCUUCGCCAACAGGAAGCUCCUCCCGCGGGUGGAGGACUGCCUGACGGGGGACACCCACUUCCUGUUGGUGAAGGACAGCCGCUGCAACCAGACGCUCACCGUGGAGUCCAAGGAAGAUCCCGCCUCUGGUCACACAGCUGCCAAUCACAGCCAAGACUCUGAAAAGGCCAGGCCGGUCCGGCGUGCGCCCCCACGGGUGACCUGUAGAAGCUGCUCGGCCACACUAGGAGAGGCCCUCACCAGAGAUGUGUUGAAGUUCUACAUAACGGAGGUUGUGGAGACUGAAAGUGAGGACUGUGAAACCGACAGGAUAAGGACGAGAUUAGAGUUUGUGGAGAAGACUGUGUCCGCCAGGCUGGUUGAGCUGUCGUCAGGUCAGAGCACCUUCCGCUUCUCCAUCCAGACGCCCACUGGCACAGCGGCGGUCUUGCUCUGGGUCCUGAACACCGACACCCUGGUUGCCUCAUUCCCCGAGAUUCCGGUAUCCGGCGACGACACUCUCAUCUUUCCUGGCGACAGUUGCCAUCCCGGCGAGGAUCGAUCACGCCGCGCCGUCGGCGCAAUCAAAGUCCUCUAUCUCCCCUGUGGUCCCAGCAUGCACCAGGAUACUGUAAGUGUGUGGGAGAAGGACAUCAGUGUGCACGCGCUGACCCUUCCUCAGACCACCUGCCAGGAAGUGCUUGAGCUGCUGAGAGCGUCCACUUCCUCUCUGCCUCCGUCGCUGCGCUGCAUGAACUCCUACCAGGUGGCCUUUAUGAGACGAUAAGAACACGAGCGGACCGACCGACCGGUCAGAUGGAUGGCGGCCCUUUCCAGUGGGGUCUGCCACUCCGCAUUCCAACGACACGGGAACGCUGGGAAGUUGGCCGUGCUUCUCGUCACAGACAGGACUCGGUGCUCUGCAGUGCUCUGAGAGCAGAAAAACCAACAGCAAACACGUGGCUUCCUUGUCUGAACCCUGUGAACCAGAUGGCCAUAUUAAAUUUUCUACAAAACAGUCA